Dissoconium aciculare CBS 342.82 is the source of this 1360-nucleotide messenger RNA. RefSeq lists its product as uncharacterized. The record is from RefSeq and is a predicted model, not a curated record. The transcript has a single exon. Lineage: Eukaryota; Fungi; Ascomycota; Dothideomycetes; Mycosphaerellales; Dissoconiaceae. The coding region runs from base 68 to 1039 and encodes 323 amino acids.
GACGACGAAUACGACAAAUCAGAGAUAAUUUGGACAUACUAACUGGUAUCCUCCGGCACGACCGAAGAUGGCGGACGUUGCCCGCGCGACGCCGCAGCCUCCGCCGCCUCUGGACGACGACACGUCCAUCGCCGUGGCCCAACCGACUCGAAUGCGCGCGCGGACGGCGCUCGAUUAUCGUGGUAUGCAUCGCGGCACCUUUUCAUCCCAGGCAAGAGCCGUUCGAGGCCCCACCGAAAAUGUUAAAAAGGCUCCGGCGUCGCAGCUGGACUUGAUCCUGCAAGCCAUUUCGCAGAUGCCGACCACCGGUCAGAUCACCACCAUCGGGGAGGAAGUGAAGAAUGUCGUGCGCGAAGAGGUGAAAAAUGUCGUGCGUGAAGAGGUGAGAAGCAUCGUCCAGGAAGAGGUACAGACUAUCGUUCAGGAACAGGUGAGCGUAAUUGUGCAAGAGCAGGUAAGCGUGAUUGUUCAAGAACAGGUGAGAGGAAUCCUCCAAGAACAGGUGAGCGCAAUCGUACAGCAAGAGUUGGCCAGCUUGCAACUCUCCAGCCCGAGCCCAUCGUACGCGGAUGUCGCGCGGACACCGCCAGGAAGCCUCCCGAGCAACAUUCGAACCGUGUCGAUGAACACGACGCCAUCGACCAUGACUGACACUCUCUACUGCACCGUGGACAUGACGGAUGUGGAGAGCGUGGACAAGGACAAAGCCAACCCUGGCACAGUUCGACAGGAGAUUGAGAAAAAGAUGCGUGUAGUGGAAGGAGCCGACAGCUGGCGAUGCAUUGCUGUCACGAGAGACCCGCGGCACACUGUACGAGUGCGCAUCACCUGUCGUGACGAGAGCGAGCUUGCACGUGUGAAGGAGGCUGCAGAGAAGACCAAGGCCGCUGGAGCACGGAUCCUGCGUGACCAGCUUUACCUAGUAAAGGUGGACAAUGCGAACCGGACGGCGAUGUUGGAGGAGAACGGUCAACUUCGAGCAGGAGUGGUAGAGAUGUUGGAGAAGGAGAACGAAGUGAAGAUUGCCAAGGUGUCGUAGCUUAGCCGGAAGGAUUCCGACAAGGCGUACGGGUCGAUGGCGGUGUAUGUGACGAAGGGAAGUGAUGCGGUGCGUCUUUUGCAAGGCCAGUACUUCCAUGUAGCGGACAAGUCGGCGUACACGCGAGUGUUUGAGCCUCGUCGCGGUCCCAUUCAGUGCUACAACUGCUAGGAGAUCUGCCACAAGGCAUACUCGUGCUCCAAAACGCGGAUGUGCGGCCGAUGCGCGCAGCCCGCACACCGUCAUAGCGAAUGCCAAGCCGAGGUACCCAAGUGUGUUCCGUGUGGCGGACCGCACGAGUCGUGGAGUCGUCACUGUCGG